GAUGCGCACGGCGCAAACUUCCUCCUCCUAGUCCAGUGCGCUGCGCUCCUCCGCCCUGUCCGCACCUUCAGCCGAGCACCAGAAGGGGCUUCGAGAUAGGAACGACGUUUCACGUAGGGAUGGAAGCUACAUGAGAAGACACACGGAAUAUUCUUCUACGCGUCCGUCCGUCCAUCCACCCGACCCCUCCUUCACCUCACGGGAUCGCAGAGCUCCAGCUACACCAGAGACCCGAGUGACUGACUGAAGCGCGAAGAACACCAUGGGCUGUGUGGGCUCAAAGAAGGAGCAGGAGCCUCUCAGCAAAGGGACGGGGAGCGACGAUUCCCAGAACCGACAGACCGCCCACUAUGUCAAAGACCCCACAAUGGGAAACUCAGGGGGCAAAGCUGCCAAAACACCUUCCAAUGCAAACGGUUCUGACGGCAUGGGGGAGAGCGUGGCCAUGGCUCUGUACGACUACGAGGCCAUCCACGAGGGAGACCUCGGCUUCAAGAAGGGAGACAAGCUCCGGAUCUUGGAGGAGUCGGGCGAGUGGUGGAGAGCUAUGUUGAUCAGCACGGGCCAGGAAGGCUACAUCCCCAGCAACUACGUGGCCAAAGACACUCUGGAGGCAGAGGAUUGGUUCUUCAAGGGCGUGAGCAGGAAAGAUGCGGAGAGGCAGCUGCUGGCCCCCGGGAACAAGACGGGAUCCUUCAUGAUCAGGGACAGCGAGACCACCAAGGGCAGCUACUCUCUGUCCGUCAGGGACCACGACGGCCACUCCGGUGACACGGUCAAACAUUAUAAGAUUCGCACACUGGACAACGGAGGAUUCUACAUCUCCCCCCGCAUCACCUUCGGCACCCUGCAGGAGCUGGUCGCCCAUUACAAGAAGCAGGGAGAUGGCCUCUGCCAGCACCUGACCACCCCAUGUCUGAGCCCCAAGCCCGAGAAGCCGUGGGAGAAGGACGCCUGGGAGAUCCCAAGAUCCUCGCUCAAACUGGAAAGGAGGCUCGGUGCCGGCCAGUUUGGAGAAGUCUGGAUGGCUACGUACAACAAGCACACCAAGGUGGCGGUGAAGACCAUGAAGCCCGGCAGCAUGUCAGUGGAGGCCUUCAUGAUGGAGGCCAACCUCAUGAAGACUCUACAGCACGACAAACUGGUGCGACUCAACGCCGUCGUCAGCAAGGAGGAGCCCAUCUACAUCAUCACCGAGUUCAUGGAGAAAGGAAGCUUGUUAGACUUCUUAAAGAGCGACGAGGGAAACCGCAUCCAGCUCCCCAAACUCAUCGACUUCUCCGCUCAGAUCGCCGAGGGCAUGGCCUACAUUGAGCAGAGGAACUACAUCCACAGAGACCUGCGAGCCGCCAACAUCCUCGUCAACAAGGCUCUCGUGUGCAAAAUCGCCGACUUCGGCCUCGCUCGUAUCAUCGAGGACAACGAGUACACGGCCAGAGAAGGAGCCAAAUUCCCCAUCAAAUGGACGGCCCCUGAAGCCAUCAACUACGGCUCAUUCACAAUCAAAUCUGACGUCUGGUCCUUCGGCAUCUUGCUGACCGAGAUCAUUAGCUAUGGACGGACACCAUACCCAGGGAUGACCAACCCGGAGGUGAUCCGCUCCCUGGAGAAGGGCUACAGGAUGCAGCGCCUGGACAGCUGCCCCACCGAACUCUAUGAAAUCAUGCUGGAGUGCUGGAAGAACAAGCCCGAGGACCGCCCCACCUUCGACUACCUGCAGAGCGUCCUGGAGGAUUUCUACACGGCCACGGAGAGCCAGUAUCAGCAGCAGCCAUGAGUGUGCGUCGUGUAGUUCACUGCACGACACACUCUGUCCCCACACAUCCUUUUUUUUUUUUUUUUUUUUUUUUUUUUUUAUUGUCUGUCUGCCACCGUUUCUCUUUCUUAUUCACACCGACGUAACAAGGAACUGCACAGAAAAUAUCAGUGGGCGGAAAUAUUAAUGCUCUUAUUGCUGCUUCUGUCUGAAGCAGAUGUUAAAAUAACAGAACCACAGAGCAGAGAUGAAAAGAAAACCAAAAUACGAUGCAUGACACAAUUAGUAGCAUGACCAACACGGUCUUACCUCACACUUUGGUCAGGGGGCCGGCGUAAUGUAGGCUGUCUGGUUACAGUUACAGCAACGUGAACUUUGCCAGAUAUUUAUCGUCACAAAACUGACCGUGAAUCAUUGGGACGCACACCUGAAGCAGCAGCAGCAGCGGCAGCGUCCUGUGUCGGUGGACGUGAAGCUUAGUAAGUACGGUGUCUCUGUCUAAACUGCAUUAAUACGUUUUGCAGCAGAAGGGCUGGUUAUGUGUGCAGGGCAGAGAUGCUGGGACAAGGGAACAGUAGUUUAAAUAACAAUGCAAGAGGAGGAAGAAAUGGUGCGUGCAUUUUUUUUUCUUUUUUUUUUUUAGUACGUCAAGUUUGCUUUUAAAAAACAACACAGGAAGACUGGAUAUAUAUACCUUAUUUGACUUUUAUUCUGAAAUGCAUUUCAAAAAAGUGUUUAGGAACAUGGACAACAAAUUAAAAUGCUGAUUUCUUUUGUCUUUAAACUCUUUUAAUUUUCUUUCUAAAGACGUGAUUUGGAAAUAAUAAGUAAAAAGUUUAAACAAAUUCAAAAAUAAAACCUUUUAUUCCUCGAAUGAAUCAGGAAGUAAAGAAGGUUAUUAUAGACCAAAGUGUGAGGUACUUCUUCGACAUAAAUUUCUGGUUUUAUGAGUCCAAUAACGUCUAUUUUCUGCUUUAGUUCUGUUUUAUUUUUCAUUAAUUAAUGAAAUUCAUUUUUCGUUAAUUUGCCUUUUAAAUUAAAAAUCAACUCUUAUUUAUUGUUUUUUUUUCUUUCUUUUCCGUUUUCCCAAACUUUUAAUUUUUUUUUUUCUUUUUCCGUUCUCAGUCCUGCUGUAAUUUGAGUGCAGUUCCUAACAUUCAUAUAGCUUGAAGAGUGGUCUGCGUACGGCUCAUUCUAUGGUAAAAGCGUGACUGUUUUCACACAGAGAAUUAUUGUCUCAGUUCAGAAAAUUCAAGGCCUUAUUCGUAAACAUGUGAUUGUGGGUCACCAGGGUGUAGUCGCCAUGGUCCAGCUCACAUUGUGCAUCCAUUUAACACAACGCAGAUGGAGCAAAGCCGUGUUCAUGAUACUGUGACAAAGCUUCCCCCUUUCCCCACUUCCCCUCUCAUUGAACUGUGCCGCCUUUUACAUUGUUGCCUUCAUUGGCCCUUUACAUAGUGCAAGAUGUUUAUGCUUAAAUCCUCUAUUUAUAUUCCAUAGAUAUUUCCCAUGACGCUCGGACCAUUGUUGUGCCUUUUUUUGCAGUGGUUGUUUCUUUCAGGGUUAAUGUGUGUAAUAUAUUUGUUUGUAUAUAUACGCCGAUAUACACAAAGAGAUGCAAGUAUUCAGGGCCUUUAACUAAUAAUGCAUAUUGAUUCUUAUAUGUUCAGUCUUUAUUACUUAAAUUAUUGAUAAAUCAUUGAAUGCAUUUAACGAGUAGAGCUGUGAACAUCACUGGGUCUUGAGUGUUUUUUUUUUUCUAUUCUUUAUUUAGAGACAAUCUUUUUUUUCUCCAAUGCUGUUCGGAUAAUGUGUUUAUCUGGCUGAUAUAACACAAAUUAAAGAACAUAUAAAUCAUAUUAUGGAACCACUGUUGCGUUCACUAAUUUGACUCACAUGUAUUUUGUAGACCAAACAUUUUCUUUCAUCUUCCUCAUUAAUUCUGGUUUAGAGUGAAUGUGAUCAAGUGUCCUGGAGAGAGUUUUUCCUCAUAUAAAGUGGUAACGAACCGAAUCAUUGCACAGCACCUGUACAUAUACUCAUAUUAACAGAAUUAAGAAUAUUUGUGUGUUUUUCUUUAUCACCAUUAAGCCCUCGCCAUAUGUUAUGGGAUGCUUGGUUCAAUGCAACUGUCAAUAAAGUAAAAUGUUUAAAUAAAGUAAAA
Messenger RNA from Mugil cephalus (flathead mullet), 3920 nucleotides. It is a transcript of the gene hck, whose product is annotated as HCK proto-oncogene, Src family tyrosine kinase. The record is from RefSeq and is a predicted model, not a curated record. Gene Ontology annotation, biological process: protein phosphorylation; cell differentiation; innate immune response. The transcript has 13 exons. Gene Ontology annotation, molecular function: non-membrane spanning protein tyrosine kinase activity; ATP binding; signaling receptor binding. NCBI's taxonomy places the organism in Eukaryota, Metazoa, Chordata, Actinopteri, Mugiliformes, Mugilidae. Bases 263 to 1777 code for a protein of 504 amino acids. Gene Ontology annotation, cellular component: extrinsic component of cytoplasmic side of plasma membrane.